AACUUUUGUGUGCGGUUGCUGUAAGGCCCCGGUAUUAUCCGAGGUGGGAUACCGGCGAGUUCUCUCGUGGUUUCUAUUUCCAUCACUUGAUAUAGUUUUAUUUUGUGCUUGUAGAUGUGCAUGCGUGACAUUAGCACUUCAUGACAUAUUUAAGCGUUUGAAAGUUCUGCAGUACAUUUUUGUUUGCACGGAGUAAAGGCAAUAAUAGUCUUAACAUUGCACUUUUACAAACAGGACGUAUGGCUACCGAUUCUUGGGCACUUGCUGUGGAUGAGCAGGAGGCCGCGGCAGAAUCGUUAAGUAAUUUGCACCUGAAGGAUGAAAAGGGAAGCAACAGAACCUCAAAUGUUGCACCGAAGCCAGAAAGUACACCAAAGACGGAGAAAAAAGAAGAGCAGCAAGAAGAUGGAGUCAAAGGACAAGAAAACUCUGAAAAAGAGGAUGACGAUGAUAAAGAGGACAAAGCCGCACAAUCCUUGCUAAAUAAAUUACUACAUAGUAACCUGGUACAGACAAAAACACCAGUCGAAGUGCUGCAGAAAGAUCCCAACUCUCCGCUUUAUUCAGUGAAGUCAUUUGAAGAACUUAGAUUGAAGCCUCAACUUUUGAAGGGAGUCUAUGGAAUGGGAUUCAACAGGCCUUCUAAAAUCCAGGAGAAUGCUUUGCCUAUGAUGCUUGCAGACCCGUAAGUACUACUGC
Molecule: messenger RNA, 699 nt
Organism: Protopterus annectens (West African lungfish)
Lineage: Eukaryota; Metazoa; Chordata; Ceratodontiformes; Protopteridae
Product: ATP-dependent RNA helicase DDX19B-like
Exons: 6
Coding region: 240-689 (149 amino acids)
Molecular function (GO): RNA helicase activity
Source: RefSeq, a predicted model, not a curated record